CGGGGGGGGGGGGGGGCGCGGCGCAGUGGAGCCCCGCGCUCGUCGUCGUCGUCGUCGUCGUCGCCGGCGGCGGACGCCGCUCCGGCCCGCCCCGUACGGGAGUGAAGGCGCCGGGCUCCGGCGCUGGGCUCUGCUGCUGUUGCUCCCGCCGCCGCAGCAGCAGCAGGAGGAGGAGGAGGAGGAUGAUGGAGCCGGGCAAGGAGCCCCGGGUGGCCGCGGGGGGGAAGCCCGGCGACCCUGAGCCGGCGGUGUCCUUCCAGGCCCGGCUGUGGAAGAACCUGCAGCUGGGGGGCAAGGGCCGGAGCGGCGGCGGCGGCGGCGGCGGGCGGGCGGCAGCCGAGCGCCGCACUGCGGGCCCCCCCGCCCCGCCGGCGGCCAGCGGCAAGGGAGUCCUACCGCCCGGCGCCAAGUGGAGCGGGUUCAAGCGGCGGAGGCAAGUGCUGGACCGCGUCUUCUCGUCCUCCCAGCCCAACCUCUGCUGCUCGGCCGCCGAGCCCCUGGAACCGGGCGGCGAGUCCGGCUCCGCCCUGCGCCGCCUGCGGGAGCACCUGCUCCCCCAGGGCAAGGGGCCGCCGCCCGGCCGCCGAGAGGACCCCGCCGCCGGGGAUGAGGGGCCCAAAGGCGGGAAGGAGGGGCGCCGGCCCGGGGCGCACCUGUCCCACCAGAAGAGCUCCUCGCUGCCCAGCACCGCCUGCCUGGAGCAGCUGCUGCAGGGCUCGCCCACCGCCGGCAGGAGGAAGGAGCAGCGGGCGGAGGACGGCGACGGCAGCGCGAGAACAAAUUUGGUUGGAACAAGUAAUGCAGAUUUUCCCUCUGGGGAUCCCGGAAUGUACCAGUUGGACAUUACUCUAAGGAGAGGACAGAAUCUAGCAGCACGGGACCGUGGAGGAACUAGUGAUCCAUACGUCAAGUUCAAACUUGGAGGAAAAGAAGUAUUUAGAAGUAAAACAAUACACAAGAACCUCAAUCCUGUGUGGGAGGAAAAAGCUUGCAUUCUUAUAGAUAACCCGAGAGAGCCAUUGUACCUAAAGGUCUUUGACUAUGACUUUGGACUUCAGGAUGACUUUAUUGGUUCGGCAUUUUUGGAUCUCACUUCAUUGGAAUUAAACAAGCAAACAGAUGUUACCUUGAGUCUGAAGGAUCCUCAUUACCCUGACCAUGAUCUGGGAAGUAUAUUGUUAUCAGUUCUGUUGGCUCCUAGAGAAGAACAGCGAGAAGUGACAAUGCUAAUGAGGAAGAGUUGGAAAAGAUCAAGUAAGUUUCAGACCCAGAGCUUACGUCUCUCAGACCUGCACAGAAAAUCUCAGCUGUGGAGAGGAAUAGUUAGCAUUACCUUAAUAGAAGGUCGUGAACUUAAGGCGAUGGAUGCAAAUGGACUCAGUGAUCCUUAUGUGAAGUUCAGAUUGGGGCAUCAGAAGUACAAGAGCAAGAUUGUGCCAAAAACUUUGAAUCCUCAGUGGAGGGAGCAGUUUGACUUUCAUCUCUAUGAAGAACGAGGUGGAAUUAUUGAUAUUACCGUGUGGGACAAAGAUGCUGGCAAAAAGGAUGAUUUUAUUGGCAGGUGCCAGGUUGACCUGUCGACCCUGAGUAAAGAGCAAACCCACAAGUUGGAGAUGCCACUGGAGGAGGGAGAGGGCUGCCUGGUGUUGCUGGUCACUCUCACAGCCUCAGCUGCGGUCACUAUCUCUGACCUCUCCGUCAACUCCCUGGAGGACCAGAAGGAGCGAGAGGAGAUACUGAAGAGAUAUCGUCCAAUGAUGAUGUUCCAUAACCUGAAGGAUGUGGGAUUUCUUCAGGUGAAGGUCAUCAGGGCAGAAGCAUUGAUGGCAGCUGAUGUCACAGGUAAAAGUGACCCAUUUUGUGUAGUUGAAUUGAACAAUGACAGACUGCUGACCCAUACCGUUUACAAGAACCUCAAUCCAGAAUGGAACAAAAUCUUCACAUUCAAUAUUAAAGACAUCCACUCGGUGCUUGAAGUGACAGUUUAUGACGAAGACCGCGAUCGGAGUGCUGACUUUCUAGGCAAAGUUGCUAUACCAUUGCUGUCUAUUCAAAAUGGUGAACAGAAAGCCUACGUCUUGAAAAACAAGGAGCUGACAGGGCCAACAAAGGGGGUCAUCUAUCUUGAAAUAGAUGUGAUUUUUAAUGCUGUGAAAGCCAGCAUACGAACCUUAAUGCCCAAAGAACAGAAGUACAUUGAAGAGGAAGACAGACUGUCUAAACAGCUACUCUUAAGAAACUUUAUCCGGAUGAAGCGUUGUAUCAUGGUGCUCAUAAAUGCCGCCUACUACAUUAGCAGUUGCUUUGACUGGGAUUCCCCCCCAAGAAGUCUCGCUGCUUUUUUGCUUUUUCUUUUUGUGGUCUGGAACUUUGAGCUCUACAUGAUACCACUGGCUUUGUUGUUGCUGCUGGCAUGGAACUACUUCUUGAUCGUAUCAGGGAAAGAUAACAGGCAACAUGAUACGGUAGUGGAGGACAUGCUAGAGGACGAGGAAGAAGAGGAUGACAGAGAUGACAAGGACAGUGAAAAAAAAGGAUUUAUGAACAGACUUUAUGCCAUCCAGGAGGUGUGUGUCAGUGUCCAGAAUAUCCUUGGUGAAGUGGCUUCCUUCGGAGAAAGGAUCAAGAAUACAUUCAACUGGACUGUCCCCUUCCUGAGCUGGCUGGCAAUUGUUGCCCUCUCCGUGUUCACCAUCAUCCUGUAUUUCAUUCCACUGAGAUACAUUGUCCUUGUCUGGGGCAUCAAUAAAUUUACAAAGAAGCUUCGAAGUCCGUAUGCAAUUGAUAACAAUGAGCUACUUGACUUUCUGUCCAGAGUUCCUUCAGAUGUGCAAGUGGUGCAAUACCAUGAACUGAAACAAGAUCCCAGUCACAGCCCGAGCAAGAGGAAGAAAAACAAUCCUGGCUAGCUAACUUCACGUGUUGAGGAGACUAGCAUCUGCUGGGGGAAGAUAAAAAAAAAAGCCUACAGCCUAAGCAGCGUUUCCUUUCUCUAAGCUUUUUAUUUAUUUUGCCUUUUUAUCUAAUGGGGAGAUUUUGUAAAUAUUGUAAAAAGGCAUUUCUCAUUGAAGAUAUAUUUCACACUGUAAAGACACAUUUGACGAAGGUUUCAAGUAGAGUUUUUGCUGUUUGAAAGCCUUGUUAGAAACAGCAUAACACAUUAAAGGAAUCAAUCUAAAAUGGUAAAUAUGCACUGCUACUUGAUGGUCAAAGAUACCUGAAAUACUCAAAUCAUGCCGACUAAAUCUACAAAAGGUGUAAAUUUAAAUCUGACUCAAAAAUUCAGUCAGAUUUUAUUUGUGAGCAUUAAUAUUUUUAUCCAGUAAGUCACCAUUACAAUUUUCUAUGUUUUAUACAUUUCAAGAGAAAUACAAUGUAGUGGAGCCUACUGCACUUAAGUUUUAGCAGAUUUUUUUGAACUCCAGACCCUGAUGUUAACUCCUGGUGCAACGUUUUCCUGUGCAGUAGGGCUGCUUAUAAGACAAUGAGAAACACCAAGUGCAAAUCUCUUCCUGGAGCUCCCAAAAGAAGUUCCUGCCGUUUUUAUCAUUCCAUUAUAAGACCUAAAAAUCUCUGUCUCUCUCAAAAUACUGCCAGGUUUGUAACUGAUUGCCUAUCUGAUUUUUCUAUAUGUACCCAGUAAUCUUCAUUUGUACUACAUAGUUUAGUGAAUGAAGUUCAUAGUUCUGCUGUAAUGGAAAUACUAUCAAACUAAGUCCAUGUUGCUUUGGGUGUUAUGCUAUGAACACCUUUUGUGCACAUAACUAUUUUAAUAUGGAAAUCUUGCAGAAAAUGUUUUUGCUUUCAAAUCACAAGAUCAUAUUAAUACGCUUUAUGAUAUAACACGUUACCUGUUACCAAUGUGAAAUAUAGUGUAGAGGAAAAAAUGCAGUUGUGGUAAAACUGAUAUACCGGUUUUAUUUCCUUAGCUAAUAAUGUAGUCAGUUCUUCUGAUACGAUUGUGCCCUACUGCAUGGAAACUGCAUUAUUUUAUAAAUUACAUGGAACAUAGAUGAGAAACGUUUACAUUUCAAAUGUCUUAGUGGCCACUGCAUAACGAGUACUUGGGGAUAUAUUCUGAUAGCUGCAUGUAGACUUCCACGCUCAGCUCCCCGCGUAGUGAGCAGAGAUUUCAUUCCUAAGGGACUACCUGUGCACAGCUCUUAGUCGUAGCUCCCGGUGACGUUAAAGGGGAUUUUUGCCCAGGGGAGAACGGCAGGACUGCAUCCUCGAGAGGAGCUGUUCCUGCGGUCCUCUCUGGGUUACCUCUCAUUGGUUGCAAUUGCUGAUAAAGUUAUAUUGCACUACUCUAACAAUACUUUUUCAAAAUACUAUUUAGAAAAACUUUGCAAGCAAAUGUAUAUAUAUUUGUCUAAAGAAUUAUAUGUUAGCUGCAUUGCUCAUGAAAGACCAUCCUAGAUUUGUUUAUUUUACAGAUACGUUGAUAGCUGGUUUCUGAUGUGAUGGUUAUUUUGAUCUUUCUGUCUGUAUGUUUGAAAGAAUGCCGAUCAAAUGACCAUUCUGCAGAAAGUCUUGGACCUAAAUAUGCUCUUGUUACAUCAUGACUUUAAAACAAUUUAUUUGCGAAGCCUGUGUAACCACCUUUUCCCCAUAUGCUGCCUGAAGAGCAACAUACUAUUGAUGAAGUCAGAAUCACGGAUGAGCCUAUUUUGUUUAAAAAACCAAACUUUUGACUUGACAGUGUGCGAAUGUUUGUUGCCAGUUGUCAGUUUUGCAGCGUACUUUGAUACACUGCAAGCCUUGUACCUUCAUAAUGUUGCCCAUCGGUCUGCGUGUGAUUUCCUGUUGUGUUUUUUUCCUGUACUCAAAUUUCAAAUGUCUGCUUUGGUGGUAAUGUCUGAAUUAGUUAGUUAUACACAUUUACAGCAUUAAACACAGUUUUAAGCAUCUCUCUACUAGGUAUUAGGAAGCCUCUUUCUUUGAAGUCCUAUGCUAUCGUUUUCCCAUGAGUGGUGUGGAGGGCAAGUGAAUGAAAACAUCAUAUUUCUGUGUGCAGGAUUUCAGUAUUUUAAGCCCCAAAACAUGCAAGUGGAGGGGGCAGGGGGAGAAAAACAUCUGUUUGAUGAAAAUUAGUGAACUACUUUUAAUGUCUCAAUCACUCAAAAUUGAUCUCACUGAAAAUAUAAUGCACAGAGGCAAGGCUAAGAAUGCAUGUCAAUUAAAUAUGAUUCUUCUGCCUCAACAGGACAUUUUAAAAUCAGAUUUUAAAAUGGUUUGUCAGUGAACCCAGAGCAUUUACUCUGCUUUGUGUGGGAGGCCUCUGUAGAGAAUCAGUCCUGCCCUAUGCUGUAAAUAUUUCAACAUAUCUUCCAUUUCCAGAUUGGUUCUGAAGUAAAUUUCUAACCUCUUAGAUUUGCCAGGUUUUAUUCCUAAGCAACUUGUAAUUCAUAAAAAAAUCAUGAAAGAAUAAUUCAUCUCAUGGUCAUGAUCAUGAUCUUCCUGCUCUUGGAAAAUAAAAUUUAACAAACAACUUUAUUUGGGUCUAGUGAAAAUAAGUAACUUAAUUGGGGUCCACACUUAAAGUAGGUGUCAAAGCGCUGAGGAUCCAUCAAGGCUAAUUGUCUGAGAGGUCCUAGUUACAUUUCUGCUGAUAACUCACAGUACAGAGCUUGCUUACCCUAGUUUUACAGCUGUUUCUCUUUGUAAUAUGGAACAGCUCAGUGCUUUUCAUAAUAGCAAUGAGCUUUAACUUGAAGAGCUACUGUACUGUAACUUAGCAUUUUAAAUCCCAGUGGAAUAAAACCCAGGUUUUUUCUAUUGCAAUAAAAACAACAGUGGAAUAAUGAGAAAGUAAUUAAACAGGCUGCGUACAGUGUAUCUGCUAAUGUGUGCCCUAAGAGCAUAGGCUCUACCAACAAGAGGAAGAGCUUCUGGACCUGCCAGCAAAUGUACUACAUGAUGCUGAAGUAUUUCAUUCUAGGAUAGCCCAAGAGCACAAAGCAAAGGAGAGGAAGGAAAAAUUACUUCUCUCAUCAGCACUAGAUUGCAUACCUGCCACAGGAAACAUAAUAAAACCUUUGCAGCUCUCUGCCCACCAGCCAGGGAUCCCUACCUCACGGGAGAAGGGCAGCUUCUACCUGUGCCUCCUGUCUUUGCUCAGCUGCAGGAGUCUUGCUGACAGCCAGGCACAAACUUCUUUUCAUUUCUGAGCCGCCUUCUCUUUUGAGGACAAACUUUUUCCUCCCAACUGGGCUAAUUUCCAGAUUGCUGUACAGCUGCUUCUAUUAAAGGCAGCUCAUCUCCCCACCGCCCCACCAAAACCGGUAUUGCAAAUUUUCAAUAAAUACCUCCUCCUCCAGAAUUUUUCUGAAAUCUUGCAAAAGUGAAUUUUUACAUCAGGCACAGUUGCAAUUAUAGCUAUUUUCAGUGUGGAACACCGGAUCUCCAUUGCUUUCUGCCUAAUUAAGGUAUAGCGUAAAAGGAGUGUAGCUUCAUAUGCUCAAAGGGGAAAUUAAACUAUUCCUAGAUAAAAUGCAAACUUACUUUAGACAUCAACUUUGAAAAAUGAAAAGGCUUUAACAAAGCAUGCUGUUCUCUACUCUCUCACUUAGAGAAUUGGGUGAAAGGCAACUGGUUGAAAGGGUCAUGCAAUUGGUGAAUCAGUUAAGGGCGAAGCAGAAGGAAUGAGGAUGAGAAGUAUCCUGGAGAAGGGCAUUUAGACCCAGAAAGAGACGUUCACAAGGGCUCACCUCGAGGCAGUGCUCUCCCUCUGCACUUGGUAGAGAAAGAAAAGAGCCUUCAUACCAGAAGACUAGUGUAGCUGUUCUAAACCACCUUUAGCUCUCUAUAUUUCUCCACAUCGCAAAUAUGGCGAGCUGCUUCGAUUGGCCUUUGUUGUGAAUACUACGCCACUUCCCUUAAGAGCAGCCUCUCUCUCAGGAAAAGGAAAAAAAGUUACAUAGCACACCUGCUGCCAGCCAUGGAAGAUGUGAACACGCGUAGGUCAGAUCAGGAGGUUAGAUGCUUCUUGCUGCAAGAGGCAUUAGAAGUUUUCUGCUUCUUUCAUGCCAUAGUAAUCAAUCAAGGGUUGCUCCUCAUAAACUAAGGAUUUUAGAUCUUAAAAAAAAAUAAUCCAUAAGCUAUCAUUGUGCAAAAAAUGAAAUAAUCUUAAACUAUCCAUUGCACAGGGCAUUGUACUUUCAGAUCAUUUCUUUUUUCUAUGUAUGAAUUUAAUGCUCAAACAAAGUCAGAUUUAGCCGUACUUCAAACUGGACAAAUUUCCCAUCGAUGAAUCUUGAGUGUCCAACUUAAAUUUCUGGAAUUUUGAAGCUGAGUUCUUUUACCAAAGGGGCCAAAAAGAGUAUAACCAUGUUUUUCUCCUCAUCAGCCUUAGUACUGAAUGAAAUUUAAAUGUCAAAAUCUUUUGUGGCUCAGGUUGCACAAUAUAGAAGCCUGAAACCCUUAGUUAUGAGUCAUACAGUAAUAAAUGUUUUCCCAGUUUAAUAUAAUCAAAAGAAACUCAAAACUGCUUUUCUCACUCAACUUUUACUGAAAUUGGAGCAGAUGAUUACAGGAAAGCCUAAAAUGUUGAUUGUUGAUACAGAUUUUGAUUAAAGAGUGUUGAUUAAUA
Molecule: messenger RNA, 7591 nt
Organism: Aquila chrysaetos chrysaetos
Lineage: Eukaryota; Metazoa; Chordata; Aves; Accipitriformes; Accipitridae
Gene: MCTP1
Product: multiple C2 and transmembrane domain containing 1
Exons: 21
Coding region: 183-2909 (908 amino acids)
Biological process (GO): regulation of neurotransmitter secretion
Cellular component (GO): synaptic vesicle membrane
Molecular function (GO): calcium ion binding
Source: RefSeq, a predicted model, not a curated record